Molecule: messenger RNA, 7172 nt
Organism: Tribolium madens (black flour beetle)
Lineage: Eukaryota; Metazoa; Arthropoda; Insecta; Coleoptera; Tenebrionidae
Gene: crb
Product: protein crumbs
Exons: 12
Coding region: 204-6740 (2178 amino acids)
Biological process (GO): establishment or maintenance of epithelial cell apical/basal polarity; heterophilic cell-cell adhesion
Cellular component (GO): plasma membrane; protein-containing complex
Molecular function (GO): calcium ion binding
Source: RefSeq, a predicted model, not a curated record
CAAAGUCCCUAAGAUUGUCACUAGAAGUGUUGUGUGGGUGUUGUUGUCUUGUGUACCACUCGGGUACAAAUCGUUUAUUUUGUGUUUGUGUUUGCUGGUUUUAAAUAAUAAUUAUGUUUUUUUCAACAUAAAGUUAUUUCCCCAUUGUUGCUUCAUGGUUCAUAUGAGUUUAAUGAAUAUUCUGCAAUCGAGUUGCCUCAACGAUGGAUUUCUUGAGUUCUUGGAGGUUGAAGACAAUUUCUGUUUUCUUGGCUAUUUGCUACGUUUGUAGCAUAAAUUGUCAAAACUUGGGACCAUCAAAUACUCCAGAAGCCUAUUUCAACGGUUCAGCUUAUCUUCGUUUGCAAACAACAAUUUCGCCAAUAAAGCAAACAGGUCUCAGCUUUCGGACCUGCACAGGUGGCGGCCUAUUUUCCCAACAACAAAACGACGAUUUCCUCGAAGUUUCUGUAACCUCAGAGGGCGUUAUAUUUUUCGCGAAAACAUCCGGCAAACAAUUUAAUAACAAAAUUUUCGGAAAUUUCAUCAACAACAAAUGGCACGUAGUUUUUCUUUUUUACGAACAAGGAAACUUGACUCUUAGAGUAGAUAAUGAAAAACAGUUGAUUGCAAAUUCGAGUUACCAAACCGAACUCAUCACAAACCCCGGCUUUUACAACGAGGGGGCUUCAGUCCUCCUCGUAGGCAAACAAUUCAACGGCUGUCUCCUCGAAGGCCCCUCUCUUGUUUUCAACCAUUCGAUUAUCUACAACCACAAUGUCAAAUUCGAACCAUGCCCCAUACCUGAAGAUUCUUGCAUUCUUCAAGUCAUCGAUUACUGCGUCACCGAGCCUUGUAUGCGACGAGGCACGUGUCAUAACAGCCCCAAGGGCUACAAUUGCACGUGCCAGCCUCGGUACACGGGCAAAAACUGYGAAAUGGAUUUGGGGAACCCCUGCGAAAGGAAUCCCGCGAUUUGCAAAAACGGGGCCACGUGCAAUGCGGAUAACACGGGGGUUUACACGUGCACGUGCCCCCCGAAUUUUACAGGCAAACAUUGCGAACAACUAAUUGUGAACCAACAGUGUCAGGAUAAUCCGUGCCAAAAUGGGGCUACUUGUGUCUCGAAUGGAAAUAUAGAGUGUUUGUGUUUGCCUGGAUUCGAUGGGCCGAAAUGCGAGUUUAAUAUUGAUGAUUGCAAGGGGAAUCCGUGCAAGAAUGGGGGGAUUUGCAGGGACGGAUUGGAUAAUUUCACCUGUGAUUGUAGCCGGACUGGAUAUACAGGACGGUUUUGUCAAAUUAAUAUCAAUGAAUGUGAGACGAGUCCCUGUUUGAAUCACGGGACGUGUUUCGAUACGUAUGGGGGGUUCCUGUGCCAGUGUCCCCCGGGAUAUGGGGGCGCUUACUGCCAAAAUGUUUUACACGCAUGUUCAUCCCAGCAGUGUCUCAAUGAUGGGCAAUGUAUUAACACUCYYGAYGGUUUUAAAUGCAUUUGCCCAGAAGGUUUUGCUGGUGAACGAUGCGAAGCUGGGGAAAGACAAAUUUCAUGUGAUGGAACCAAAUGUCCUCCAUAUGCCGAUUGUGUAAAAUCCGGUAAUAAUUUUGGAUGUAUUUGCAAACCGGAAUAUCCAGGAAGUUAUCCAAAUUGUUCCAUUCCUAAUAUUUGUGCUAAUAAUCCUUGUAAAAAUCAAGGCAUUUGUACGUCUUGGAAUGGUUAUUUCAAUUGUUCGUGCUCACCGGGCUUUACAGGUCAACUCUGCGAAAUACCAAUCGAUUUGCAAUCGAAUUGUAAUUCAAAUCCUUGYCAGAAUGGAGGUUCUUGUUUCGAUAAACCCACUGGUGGUUUUUAUUGCAAUUGCACGGACCAGUGGAUGGGCACUUACUGCAAUGAUUCGUACGAUGUUUGUAAAUUAGAGCCUUGUCAGAAUAAUGCUACUUGUAUUUCUUCGCAAAAUAAACAUGAAUUYGUCUGUGAUUGCUUGCCUGGUUUCGAAGGACAGCAUUGUGAGAGGAAUAUCGACGAUUGCGUCGGUGUUUCGUGUCCCUAUGGCCAAAUUUGUUUCGAUUUGGUAAAUGAUCACGAGUGUAGAUGUCCUCUGGGCUACAAAGGGGAGAAUUGUACCAUCGACGCUGAUCCAUGUGCGAAAAAACCGUGCAAAAAUGGGGCCAUGUGUCAGAUGAGYCAUAACGAGAAUGGAUUUAUUUGUAAUUGUUUGGAAGGAUUUUCGGGUGAACGAUGCGAAAUGGAUAUCGAUGAGUGUAAAAACCAAGCGGGAAUUUGCAACGAAGGGAUUUGUCAGAAUGAAAUUGGGGGAUUUCAGUGUUAUUGUAGACCGGGGUAUACGGGGGAACGAUGCGAUUUGGAUUUCGACGAGUGUUUAUCAAUGCCUUGUCGACAUCAAGCCACUUGUCUCAAUAAAGUUAAUAAUUAUGAGUGCAUUUGUCCUCCGGGAUAUGAAGGCAAAGACUGCUCGAUUAAUAUAAAUGAGUGUGAACCUAUGCCCUGCAUGAAUGGCUCCACUUGCAUCGAUGGUAUCAAUAAAUUUACUUGCAACUGUCAGCCGGGGCUCACAGGGAAGAUUUGUGAAAUUAAUAUCGACGAUUGUGAGUCAUCUCCAUGUUUGAAUGGCGCCGAAUGCAUCGACGGGCUCAACAGCUACACCUGUAACUGCACCGACACCGGCUACACCGGCACCCAUUGCGAGACAAACAUCAACGAUUGCAUUGGCGACCCUUGCGAAAACGGCGCUUCCUGCGAAGACAAAGUCAAGGAUUACGAAUGCCACUGCUACGCCGGCUACACCGGCAAAAAUUGCGAAAUCGACAUCAACGAAUGCGACAGUAAUCCGUGCAAACACAACGGCACUUGUUACGAACACUCGAACCAAACCCUCUACCAACUCACUUACACAAAUCUUCCUGAAAUAUUCRCAUCGAAAUUCAGCUAUGACAAAGCCGCCGGUUAUGAAUGUCAAUGUGUMGAAGGCGUCACAGGCGAAAAUUGCGAAAUUGACAUUAAUGAAUGCGAAAGUUCGCCGUGUUUUGAAGGCACAUGUGUGGAUAAAAUCGGAGGAUUUGUCUGCGACUGUGAUGAAGGUUUCGAGGGUGAAAGAUGCGAUAUUGAUAUCAACGAAUGCGAACGUUACAAGCCUUGCCUUUAUGGGAAAUGUUGGGAUAGAAGAGCGUCGUAUUAUUGCGAAUGCGAUACGAAUUACGGCGGGAAAAACUGUUCGGUUGGAUUGACAGGUUGCGAUACGAAUCCKUGUUUGAAUUCGGGGACUUGUAAACCGUAUUUGAUCGAUGAAAAUAUCCACCGAUUUAAUUGCUCUUGCCCUCAUGGGUAUUACGGACAAGUGUGUGAGCAAAUCACGACAAUGUCGCUAUCGGGGAAGUCCCUGAUUAUUGUAAAYACAUCACGGGAAGAAGGCUAUGACAUUCAAUUCCGGUUUAAGACAACACUAGGCGAUGGAUUAUUAGCUUUGGGCAAAGGUUUGACUUACUAUAUCCUCGAGUUGUCUCGAGGGCGUCUAAAUCUGCACUCAAGUUUAUUGAAUAAAUGGGAAGGCGUUUUUAUUGGAUCGAAUUUAAAUGACAGUCAAUGGCAACGCGUUUUUGUAGCGAUUAAUUCGACUCAUCUUGUUUUAUCAGCGAAUGACGAACAGACAAUCUAUCCGAUUAGUUUUAACGAAAUUUCAAACGGUACUACCUAUACGAGUUUUCCCUUGACGUACAUUGGGGGAAUCCCAAGUAAUUUGAAAAAAUUGACUCAUGGUAAACCGUAUUUAGUCGGUUGUACCGAAGACGUGCUUAUUAACGGCGAAUGGAUUUUACCAGAGASCAAAAAUCCGGCUCUCACUUUCCAAGAAGUGGCAAAAACGUGUCAGAGACAACCUCAAUGUAAUCCGAAUCCGUGCCAUUCAGGGGGGCACUGCACCGAUCUCUGGCUCGGUUUUAGGUGUACUUGUGGACGGCCCUAUUUGGGGGACACUUGCCAAUACAAUUAUACAGCUGCGACUUUCGGUUAUGAAAACAUAACCAAUUCUUUGGUGACGGUUUAUGUGGAUAGUGCUGCAAGACGUGCUGUUCGUACUAUAGUAGACAUAAGCAUGUUUAUAAGGACGAGACAACCCAAAGGUCAAAUUUUUUAUUUGGGGUCCUUGCCGAGGACAAUGAAUCCAGCUGAGGAGACGUAUAUUGCGGCACAAUUAGAAGGGGGCGAAUUAUUAGUCAGGAUACAGUUUAAUGGCACUCCCGAGGCCUAUACUGUAGGCGGCGUGAAGCUUGAUAAUGGGUACGAUCAUUUAAUUGAGGUCAUCAGGAACGUCACUCUGGUGCAAGUAAAACUAAACGGAACUGAAUAUUUUCGGAAGACAAUUUCCGCGACGGGUACCCUCGACGCUCAAGUCCUCUUUUUAGGGGGCCCCCCUCAAACCCGUCCGGUUCGCCAAGCCAACGACAAUUUAGUCAAAAUCGAUACAAUUUCACCAACAUCAUCAGCAGUAAUAGCCACUCCGUUAAGCAACGUCCACUUCAAAGGAAUCAUCCAAGACGUGCAAAUCAGUAAUGGRUCAUCGGUUAUGAUUGUCGAAUUUUUCCCMCUUAACGUUAAAGAAUURGACAUYCCGAAAUCUUUCGGUGAGGUUCGAUUUGACGAAACUUCAGUACUUGAAGGAGUCCGAUCUGAUAAUUCCUGUCGAACAAAUCCGUGUUUACAUAACGGUGUUUGUGAAAACACUUGGAAUGAUUACCGGUGUAUUUGUACMCGWGGUUUUAAAGGRAAAGAUUGCUCGGAUUUGGAAUUUUGUGAAAUUGAGAGGUGUCCCAAAGAAUCGGUUUGUAAAAAUCUCGAAGACGGAUCUGAAUGUGUCGCUAAUGCGACUUUUGAUGGAAAAACACCACCGUUGAAAUAUCAUCUAAUGACUUGGCCUAACUCGACCAAAAUUGUGACUUAUGAUACUUUAGAAUUGACGUAUCGGACGAGGUCAUGGGGGACGAUUUUUUUCGCAAAACAUGAGGAUGACUUCUUUGCCAUAUUUAUUUAUCAUAAUGAGGUUGUCGUGGAAUGGUCUAUUAACAAAAUCGGGGAUAGUAAACGGUUCAGGAAGGAUUAUUUCGAAGGUCAAUGGUUGACCAUCUAUUUCGAGUAUAAAAAUUCUAUUUUGAAAGGCGGUUUCAAAGACAUGGUUAUGGAUGAGGCCCCAAAUAUGAAAGUUGCCAACUUUGAUAUUGACGGUUUUACAAAUAUCUUAACUUUUGGUGAAAUUUACGUCGCGGGUAGUGAUGGUGUCACACUUGACUAUCAAAAUAUCAUUAAUAGUUCUAAUGUUAACAUGACUGGAUAUAUCCCCUACAGUGAUACCACUACAACACCAUCAACUACAAGUAAUUCAGUCGAGGAGAAUGACUACUUUUCUGACGUUUCGUUGUUUAAAGUCGACCAAAACAAAUCCACUGAUCUUUUUAAGGGGUGUAUUAACGAGAUUCGAAUCGGUGGUAUUUUACUACCGUUUUUCCCAUCGAGUGAACUGUUCCAAAAAUAUCAUUAUUUUGAACUUUAUUCCGAAAAUCGCCCCCAAAUAGGUUGCAUUCUCUGYCACCCCACCGACUGUUACAAUCAAGGAGUGUGUGCAAACCCUCUCGAAUAUUACAAAUGCAAUUGUCCGGCCGGUUUUACAGCCGACGAUUGUUCAAUAGACAUCAAUGAAUGUGAGAAAAACGAGUGUCAAAAUAACGCCACUUGCAUUGAUCUUAUCGCCGAAUAUGAGUGCAAGUGUGAACCUGGCUUUGAGGGCGAACAUUGUGAAACCGACAUUGAUGAAUGUGCGAGUAAUCCGUGCCGACAUGGGGGCACCUGUAAUGACGCAAUCGGGACUUUCAAGUGCGAUUGUCCCGAAGGCUUCGCUGGAAAACAAUGCGAAGCACCGAUACUUAUCACUUGUGAUAAUAAACCGUGCAAAGAGGGCGCCACUUGCAAAACCGGCACUAAUGAAGUCACCGGAAAUAAUUUUACUUGUAUUUGUACACCAGGGAUGGAGGGGCCCCUUUGUGACACUCCCUUUUGUUUCCAACAACCCUGUAUAAAUAACGGUACUUGUGUCACUGAAACGGAAGUGCCGUUUUGUAAUUGCACAGUCCGAGGUUUUGAGGGUAAAUUCUGUGAGAUAAACAUCGACGACUGUGAUAUCCCGACUGGAAAUCCGUGCCAACAUGGGGGCAUUUGUAACGACCAAAUAAAUAAAUAUGAGUGUGAUUGUAAUGGGACAGGUUGGGGUGGGUUACUAUGCGAAAACGACAUCAACGARUGUAUCCAAAUCCCWGAACCGUGUGGUGUGGGUGGAAAAUGCGAGAAUUUUGAUGGGGGUUAUUCUUGCGUCUGCGAUGAUAAGUCGAAAUGUGGGCAUUCGUGUCUCUUGGAUAAUCCCUGUGAUUCCCAGCCUUGYGUUCAUGGGGAUUGUACUCCUGCGUGUACCGACAAAGCCGAUUAUAUUUGUAAAUGCAAGGAGGAUUACAGUGGGAAGAAUUGCAGUGAUUAUAAAAUAGCAGCGAGUCAGAUGGACCAAAUCAACAUUUUGUAUAUUAUAAUCCCGAUUGUUUUGAUUUUGAGUGUUGGGAUUGCGAUAGGAUUGGCAGUGUUGGUUAACGUGGCGAGAAGUAAGAGAGCGACGAGGGGGACGUACAGUCCUAGUGCUCAGGAGUUUUGUAAUCCAAGAGUUGAGUUGGAUCAUGUUUUGAAACCGCCGCCUGAGGAGAGGCUCAUUUAAUUGUUUUUUAUUGUUUUGUUAAUUUUUUGAUGGCAUUCGAAUCAAGUAGGUUUAGUAUUUAUUGUAGAUACUCAUUUGUUCGGUUUUUACGCAACAGUAAUGUAACAUAGUACUUAACCUUUUUAUUAAUGACUUAAUUUUUUAUUAAUAGUAUUAUUUUAAACAGUGUUUUCGUUUUGGAAUCGCUGUGUUUUACGGCAAUAAUCAAUUUUAAGCCGUCCAUUGUAGUCUUGUGAUAAAGGUAGGAAAAAUUAAUGGUGACAAAUGUAAUUAUUAAGAAAAAAUGUUGACCAAAGUGUGUAUAUAUUUUUUUAUCUAUACUUAUAGAUUUUCUACGUUUUAUUUGGUGUAAUUUAUGAAAGUGAUUGCAAGUCGAAUUUGUACUUAAUGCUCUUGUAACAUUCAGAAAAGUAAUAAAAAUCAAACACUUUA